AUGUCUGGCUGGGGCCUGGGCUGGUUUGGCGGGGCCUCCGCUCAGAAGCAGAAGAAUGCCCCCAAGAACGCCAUCCUCGGGCUUCGGUCACAGCUCGACAUGCUGCAGAAGCGCGAGAAGCACCUGCAAAACCAGAUGGAUGAGCAAGAUGGCCUGGCCCGGAAAUACGUCACCACAAACAACAAGACUGCCGCAAAGACCGCACUGAAACGCAAGAAGCAGCACGAACACAGCCUCGAGCAGACUCAAGCGCAGAUCGGAACGUUAGAGCAACAAAUAAAUGCCAUCGAGUCGGCCAACAUCAACAAGGAGACUCUCCUGGCGAUGGAGAAGGCCAGCGAGGCGAUGAAGCAAAUACAUGGCAAGCUCACGCCCGAGAAGGUGGACGAGACAAUGGACAAGCUACGGGAGCAAAACGCGCUCAGCGAAGAGAUCGUCAACGCCAUCACGAGCAACCAAAUCGGAGAGCCCAUCGACGAGGGGGACCUCGAGGCGGAACUGGACGAAUUACAGCAGGAGCAGCUGGACGAGCAGAUGCUCAAGACUGGAACAGUGCCGGUGUCGGAUCAGAUCCAGCGGGUCCCCGCCGCACCCCAAGACAUCAAGGGCAAGACGCCGGUUGCGGCACAGGAGGACGACGAAGAGGAAGAGCUGCGGAAGCUGCAAGCCGAAAUGGCCAUGUGA
Molecule: messenger RNA, 684 nt
Organism: Diaporthe citri
Lineage: Eukaryota; Fungi; Ascomycota; Sordariomycetes; Diaporthales; Diaporthaceae
Exons: 4
Coding region: 1-684 (227 amino acids)
Biological process (GO): late endosome to vacuole transport via multivesicular body sorting pathway; vesicle budding from membrane
Cellular component (GO): ESCRT III complex; multivesicular body; cytoplasmic side of plasma membrane
Source: RefSeq, a predicted model, not a curated record